Molecule: messenger RNA, 626 nt
Organism: Fukomys damarensis (Damara mole-rat)
Lineage: Eukaryota; Metazoa; Chordata; Mammalia; Rodentia; Bathyergidae
Gene: Prap1
Product: proline rich acidic protein 1
Exons: 5
Coding region: 71-523 (150 amino acids)
Source: RefSeq, a predicted model, not a curated record
AGGCACAUAACUCCUGGAUCUUUGACUACAGCACCCCAGAGCACCUGGACGCUGAGAAGAGGACCCGAUCAUGAGGAGGCUUUUCCUGGUUACCUGCCUGGUGGCUGUGCUGCUUCAAGAGGAUGGUGCAAUCCCAGCACCCGAGGUCCCUGACAAGAUCAAAGGCAAACAUUCAGCCUCUGAGCAGGACACAGAGAAGGCCUGGAGCGACCACAUCUUGCAGCCUCUGACGAAGGAUAACCAGCUGGAGGAUCUGUUCCCUGUGCCAAAACCAAGCCUUGUAGCCACUGAGGAGAAGCCAGGUCAGGGCAACAAAGCCUGGGUGGAGACUGAGGACAUUCUGAGCCAUUUUCGGAGACCCCAGCAGGAUCCUGAGCCUGACUGCGACAGUCUGUACCAUCCUGCAUCUGAGGAGAUCCAGGUCAAGGAAGAGCCCUUUUCGUGGGCAAUGCUGUCUCGCCAGGUGCUGCAGGGGCCAGAGGAGGACCUAGACCAUAUCUACCACCCCGUGGAGGAGUCCUAGGGGCCCUGAACACUCUUAUACUCUUGCCCCGAGGCCCAGGCUGUCAGGAUUGCUGAUCCUUCUCAGCUAGAAAAAUAAAUUCCUGCAAACAGAAGUGGAAGGC